UGUUACCGCUUUGGGUUUUUUCUGGCAGUGUAUUUGGAGUGGUCGGACGUCACGGCCAAUGUGUGCUACCUGGGACAAUUGCCGGAUCCAUCUCAUCCGGGUAAACUCCGUUGGGUGAUGCCGACUAACAAGCGCAGAGACCAGUGCUCGUGUACAAGCCUUCUGCCUGCUGGUAUAUUGAAAGCACCGAGUGGACCUCAUCGUCCGUACUACGUCGACCGGCCACUGUUCACGAACGAUAAGGAAAAGAUCUCGGACUUGUUCGACUGUGGAGAGGAGUUUUCUAUCAUCGGUAAGCCCGCCGAACAAAGUUCAACAUACCGUGCCAGGACUGCAGCAAAGGCUGUUGACGGUAAUGUCGACACACAGACUAACGGGAACUGUGCGCAUACCGGCGGCCCAGACGCUAAAGCAGAAUACCAGCCCUGGUGGAGAGUUGAUCUUGAAGGGGAGCACUGCAUCACUCAAGUCAGUAUCCUCAACCGUGGCCACUGCUGCAGUGAGCGUACUACUCAUGCGGUAGUCCGGGCCGGUCCGAGUACCAACGUCACCAACAACCCUACGUGUGGAUCACCGGUGACAGCCGAGCAAGCAGCGCCACCGGGCGGCCUGAUCGAGAUGGCAUGUGAGCCACCGUUGAGGGCGCGCUACGUGAGCGUUGACAUACCAGUUGUUACUAUCUUGAACUUUUGUGAGGUGACAGUCAAGGAACUUCCCCUGUCUAAAUGCCCAUGAAUUAAUCGUGUAAACUGGAGAAAACCAUGCAAAGCAUUGAUGGUGUGUUAAAAUUUUACUUUUCAACGUGGAAAAUAAAUAAUUUGCAAUAUUUUAAACUGACAACGAUAUUCCGACAUGAGGGUAAAAGCCAUUUUCCAUUCAUUAAAUAUAUCAAAAAACUCAACCAUUAUUUUGUACACCUGAUCAAUUAAUCAGUGCAGAACUAUCUUGACGUUUCAUACUACCAAGUAUCUUUUUUUGGCGAUGAAAGGGAACUAAGUCCCCUUUUUAAAUGCAUUUUGGAAUAAGAAUUCUGGUGUAGCCUGAUAAUAAUGAGGCUCUUCGAGAGUUGCUCUAGAAACGAGCGAUUAAAAACAUAUAAAUACCCAAUGAGUUAGGACCUCAUAUGAAAACAAACUAACUCAGCAUUAAGGUUACCUGAUGCCACCACAAAUAUCUUGACAAUUCAAGAGCUUCAAGACUCAAGCCAACCUUUCCUAAACAUAACAGGUGAACUGAAAGGCAAUAACAAUCGACAAAAAAAACCCCCGAAUAGUUUCAAAGUAACGUCUAUUUAAGUACGAAGAUGUAAUAAUGUCAAAGACCUAUAGACAAUACUCAGACAGUGUAGGGCACACUGAGUGCUGAAAAACCUGCAAAACGAAAUCAGGCCAUCUUUACUCACUCUUUAUUUUAGCCAGUAAAAUUCUCCAAAAUUUUCAGUGGGUA
Patiria miniata (bat star) is the source of this 1446-nucleotide messenger RNA. Its product is annotated as fucolectin-like. The record is from RefSeq and is a predicted model, not a curated record. The annotation marks the transcript as partial. The transcript is spliced from 4 exons. Lineage: Eukaryota; Metazoa; Echinodermata; Asteroidea; Valvatida; Asterinidae.